AUGGCUCCGGCUCCGGUGCUGCUGCUGCUGUGUUUCCUUCCUCUCUCUGAGUCCUUCAGCUCAGGCCUGGUUCUGGACAGCUGUGAGGACAUGACGCCUCGUCAUUCAGGACUGCGUCCCCAGACGGACACGUCGCCUUUCACCGUCAGCUUCAGGGUGGGACGGGACAUCACAGUCCUGCUGCAGGCUCCAGCCUCCACGCCCUUCGUGGGUUUCCUGCUUCAGGCGAGAGCAGUGGGUUCUGGGUCUCCUGUGGGUUCCUUCGGGAUGGGGUCAGAGUCCGCCCAGCUGCUCAGCUGCAGGAACAGGCCGAACAUCUCCUCUGCAGACUGUGGGCUGGUGAAGGUCUGCCUCUCCGAGCCGCCGGGCUGUGACCCCGCCCUCACUGCUUCCUGUCACUUCCUGUCGGCCAUGGCGCUUCCUGGAGGGCCGGCGGUCCGCUACGAGCUGACGGGGCCCAGCGAGGGUUACGUAUCUCUGGGACUUUCCAACGAUCAGAUCAUGGGAAACGACGACAUCUACAUCUGCGUCCUGGGGGCGGAGGGGCUGGUGGAGGUGCGGCGGGCCUUCUCGGUGGGACGGACCGCUCCGCGCAUGCUUCCUCUGGGAAAUGUUUCUGAUGUGAAAGCCUCGGAGCGGGACGGAGUCCUCUCCUGUUCCUUCACCUCCAUGAACCUCAUCUCCACUCAGAGGAGCUCCGGACUCAACACCAGCUACUACCUCAUGUUUGCUCAUGGACCCAGUCAGAAUGGUCACAUCCAGUUCCACAGAAACACGUUCAUCAGCUCCAGCAGGGUGGACAUUUCCCAGCCUGCACCAGUCCAGACAGCAGGAUGGCCUCACAUCAUCAGAGCCCACGGAGCUCUGAUGCUGACGGCCUGGAUGGGCUCAGGAUCUGUGGGAAUGAUGGUGGCCAGGUAUCUGAGAGGAGCUGGCAGCGAACACAGGCUGUGUGGAAAACAGCUGUGGUUCAUGAUUCACGUCAUGCUAAUGAGUGUGACAGUAGCAGCCACUGUCGUUGCCUUCGUCCUGCCAUUCUCUCACGUUAAGGCGUGGUCCGGGGGAGCCCAUCCUGUCCUGGGCUGUCUCCUCCUGACCUUCUCCUGCCUCCAGCCCCUGCUGGCGCUGCUGCGUCCCGGACCACAUCACCCCCGGAGGUUUCUGUUCAGCUGGUCUCAUGCUCUGAUGGCGGGGCUGGUAAAGGUGUUAUCAGUGGCCAGCAUCUUCACCGGCCUGCAGGUGAUGGACGGCUCUGUGCAGCGGUGGCUGCUGAAGGUGAUGGGAGGAUUUGUGGCCUGGGAGGUUUUGUUCUUCCUCCUGCUGGAGCUCCAGGCGCUGUGGAUCAGGGCCCGGCUGGAUGUGGUCCUGGUGAGCCUGUUCUGUGGGGGAAACCUUCCAUUUCUGCUGGCCCUGUUGGUUGGAAUUGGGAGGUCAUAG
Molecule: messenger RNA, 1437 nt
Organism: Salarias fasciatus (jewelled blenny)
Lineage: Eukaryota; Metazoa; Chordata; Actinopteri; Blenniiformes; Blenniidae
Product: putative ferric-chelate reductase 1
Exons: 12
Coding region: 1-1437 (478 amino acids)
Biological process (GO): regulation of postsynaptic membrane neurotransmitter receptor levels; regulation of glutamate receptor signaling pathway
Source: RefSeq, a predicted model, not a curated record